This is a messenger RNA of Microthlaspi erraticum, 327 nucleotides long. Lineage: Eukaryota; Viridiplantae; Streptophyta; Magnoliopsida; Brassicales; Brassicaceae. The record is from the annotation of a GenBank genome assembly.
AUGGAGAGGGUUCUUGAAUCAGUCGUUGUCCCAUGCUCAAACGCCAAGUUUGGUUGCAGAAAGAAGUGUUUCCGUGAGCCACACGGUAUAAGUGUGAUUGUGAGUUGUGUUGCUCCUUCUGCUCUUGAAGUUGGUGAGUUCUCAUGUCAUAUCUCCGCGGUUGAGGAAAACUAUAACAUGACUUUUGAAUUGCCAAAGGUCAAGAGAGUUCGGGAGUUGAGUUUGGAAACCCCUGAAGAUGAUUUUAUGUUGGUUCCUUCCUAUUUCUUGCGUGGACGUCAAGCAUUGAAGGUUAGGGUAUGUAUCCGCAAGUUAAACCAAGAGUAA